Aspergillus thermomutatus is the source of this 2241-nucleotide messenger RNA. Its product is annotated as SAE2 C-terminal domain-containing protein. Gene Ontology annotation, molecular function: flap-structured DNA binding; damaged DNA binding; Y-form DNA binding. The record is from RefSeq and is a predicted model, not a curated record. The transcript has a single exon. Gene Ontology annotation, cellular component: site of double-strand break. Bases 1 to 2241 code for a protein of 746 amino acids. Gene Ontology annotation, biological process: DNA double-strand break processing involved in repair via single-strand annealing; double-strand break repair via homologous recombination. Lineage: Eukaryota; Fungi; Ascomycota; Eurotiomycetes; Eurotiales; Aspergillaceae.
AUGGAGGUUUUAAAACAGCUACAUACUUCUGUCUUUCAGAAUUUCGACACACUUUUCGAUGAAGCCUAUAAAUCCUUACAUACGGAGCUCGCGCGUCGCGAUGAGUAUGCCAAGGAGAUGGGCGAGAAGCCAGCAGGUAGAGAGAGAAACAAUGUUUCUGCGGAGGUUUUGAAGCUCAACCGCGAGAUUUCCCUAUUGAGAGAGGAAAUUCGUCGAAACGAUGUGGACCAGGAGGACAUGGAGGGACUGGAAAAAUUGGUCCGAUUGAAGGACGUAUAUUCACCAGAACACCUCCAGUGGGUAUUUGAGACUGGCGAGCAGGAAGAUGGACCCUUCACAGCGGACAAAAUGAAGGCCGUCUGGGAUCAAUAUGUGGCGCUUUAUGCGGAUUUCCAGACGCUGAUUGAUGCGUCCAAAGAUCUCAAGGCGAAGAUUAAACGUCACAAAAAAAAGUUACACUACUGGGGUGAUCACCUUAACAAGGAAGAAUUCACACUUGUACUUGAUGGCCGUGCAGUCAAAUUCAGACAGGUCCCAGAAAAUGCCAAAGAUGAUAUGGCACACACCCCCUCGAAAAAGUCGACACUGUCUUCCACUGAUUUGCCAGUGAAGGUUGGAGGUGCUUCUGCAGAGGUACAUUUAACUCCCUCAGACUCGACUGCAUCCAAGCACAAUGGUGAUCACACCCAGACACAAGGCAAUGGACGAUUGCCUCCUUCUAUUUCCAUGGAGCCAGCGUCAACACAGUCCGAAACCUCAAUCGACAGCGACGAAACCGCUUCAACUCCUCGGCUCCCCGAACAUUCGACAGGAUCGAAAGCUGGAACAUUGAAAAGAAAGCACGAUACAAUUACAGAUCAUUCUUUGAUUAGGCCGGGCCAUGGCGGGAUUCUGGCGAACGACCGGUUAGCGCAGCCCGUUCUGAUAAAGAGCGAGAGCAUGUCCUCUAGCCCCAUACGAAUCCUCCUUGAACAUAACGGUCCAGCUGGAACUCAGGACUUGGACGAGGUUGGCAGCGCCGUUGAAACCCCGAGAAAAAGAAAGUUCUAUCAUUUGGACAGCCAGUCCCAUGAACCUCCAUCAGACACCGCUAAGUCUCCUUUGUCCUGCAAUCCAACAGCUCUACCGUUCAAUCGCCACCAAAUUGAGGCGAGCCAGCUGGCUCCCAAGCGACUCACAGUGCUUCAACCUGUGGACAGUAAUUUGCCAAGCGCAAAUAGCCCUAGGAUACGGUCAGGGCAAAAGCUACCGAAUAAGUCAGAGAGACGUAGCAAGUAUGCCUUAGACUCGGUAGCGGAGGAUGGAGAUGAAAAUUUGAGGCUCGUCCCAAGGAAAGGCCGAGUGAAGCAGGCAUCCCGUGUCCAGUUGGCACAGGCAACUACGAGCAUAGACAACGUAUUGACACAGCAGCGACUGGAUGAUCUCCUGGAACGGCCCUUGCGCCCCCGGCAUCCAUUGCACAUACGGAAGAAGAAUGGAGACAUUGCUGAGGUCGAGCCUGACCAACGGGACACUUCCCGUGAUUUAUUUACACCAGCCUCGGGGGGUCUCAAGGAAGCCUCAAAGAUCAAUGAGCCAGCUCAAUCCGCCAUUGAUAGGCCUUGCAUAUCAGCCCCAGACCCAGAAAACCCACAAGCCUCUCAGCAGGAAGGGUUGCGGUCGCAUUCAUUCGAAGUUCCUAAUACGACUGAUGUACACUCGGAAGACGAACCUUAUCGAGCUCGACCGCUUCACCGACUCGAUCUUAGACAUUUCAAGAUCAACCCCAAGGUCAACCAAGGCCUGGACUUCGCGUACGAUACAGUUGUCCGCAGAAAGGACGAACGCAAGUGUAUCAGUGGCUGCACGCGUCCGGGUUGCUGUCGAGAGAAAUUCCAUGCUAUGGCGCGUCUUGCUGGCCCUCCAGCCAGUACGGAGGGCUCAAACGACAGGGAAGAAGAGCAGGAAAUCUUGGAGGACUACCUCGGUGAAGAGAAACAUCUACUCGACCAGCUGAGCGCCGAAGAACGUCAGAGCCUCCUUCAUGAGGCCAGAGCGAGGCGCAUGGCCAACCUCUACAGUAAACAUAGACAUGACCAUCAGCGUCCAAGCACGCCUCCUGGAUUUUGGCGAACGGACAUGCCUGACACACAAGAACUGGAACAUGAUCGCGAAGUAGCGAACAAUCUCGAGAGGGAAAAAGUGAAGGAGCGGUAUAGAGAAGCAAUGCGUGGCGGAAUGUGGAAAUUCGCUGAUGAAUAA